Messenger RNA from Ectocarpus siliculosus, 758 nucleotides. Lineage: Eukaryota; Phaeophyceae; Ectocarpales; Ectocarpaceae. The record is from the annotation of a GenBank genome assembly.
AUGGCGAAGGAGAUGGCGAGUUUGGAUGAAUCCAUUCUUUCGUAUGACGGAGAGUACACGCAUUGCACUGUGGCGACUUUGAGCAGUUUCAAAAACUCUAGGAGCGUGUUCUGCCACGCUUCGGCUGCUGACCGAGACCGCAUUAUCGAAGCAUGGCACCAAGCGCUCACGGCUGCCUUCGCGCGAACGGAAGGCCUUCGACCGUUCGAUAUUGUUUUCAGAUCGUUGGAGACUUCGCCUGCCGCAACCUUCCUCCUGGGCGACGACUCGAGUAAGACCGUCGAGGCCUUGCGAUCGGCCGUAAAGGAAGCCGCGCGCAAUCCGAAGUUGAGCGAGCUGAGCGCCGAGUUGGAAAACAAGUACGAGGGCGCCCACCCCGAUCUCUUCUCUCUUGGGGACGGGGUACACAUACCCAAUAUCAUCCACUCAACCGUCAUGCGCGUCGCAUCUGAGGUCUCCGAUGAGGGUCGGCUGGGGGAGGGGUUGGCGGAUCUGGGCGCGCGUUGGGAGCCGACCACCGUGAGGGUCGGGAAGAUCAGCUUGGUGUAUGAGAAGCACCCUUACAUGCACCUCAGCCGGGAGGGGGCGGAGGCGCGCAGUUACCGCCUCCCUUUCAAUUGAUUCGCGGACAGGGUUGAAUGAUGAUAAAGUUCAAGCGUUGGCACUGCGUGGCGGGACCGUCGACAGAGAUGCCUCGCUGUUUUUUGGAGCCCCGCGUGUGAUAUGUUCAUCUGGCGUAAAGGUCGGCGCUUUUUUUG